UUCUCUCCUCUGUUCACUCUUGCUCUCCUUUUUACCAACUCUCACGGCAAACGACCAGGAACUAUUGGCCCUAUAGGAGACCUCAUCAUCUCCAAUGGAAACGUCAAUCCCGAUGGCUUUGAACGUGUCGCUGCAUUGGCGAACUCGCAAAUAGACGGCGCGCUCAUUAGGGGAAGCAAGGGAGAUAUCUUCCAAAUCAACAAGCACGUCUAUCGCACGUUGUUCCUUUCUUCGACCAUUUUCGUGUCUCAUGCGUUCCUCCAGCACUGGCAUGGUCUCUUACAGAAAGGUACUGGUUGGGCUGAUGGGGCUGCUUCUGUUAGUCAGUGCCAUAUCGCAAAAGGAGACUCGUUUCUGUACACUUUUGAUUCUGCCGACCAGGCUGGAACGUUCUGGUACCACUCUCAUUUGUCUACUCAAUACUGUGACGGGCUUCGCGGGCCCUUCAUUAUCUAUGAUUCCAAUGAUCCACAUGCCGACUUAUACGAUGUUGAUAAUAACAGCACUAGUAUCUUGACUUUGUCAGACUGGUAUCAUACGCCUGCGAAACGGGUGACUCAGACCUUCCCUACUCCGGACGCAACACUUAUCAAUGGCUUGGGACGAUGGAGCAAGGACCCUUCGCACGAUUUGGCCGUCGUGAAAGUCACUAAAGGAACACGGUACCGUAUACGGAUGAUUAACGUCGGCUGUGCUGCAACGUUCACCGUCUCUAUUGAGAGCCAUUUGAUGACAAUUAUCGAAGUCGAUGGUGUGAACCACGUUCCAUACACUGUGGAUGAAAUCCAGAUCUUCGCAGGCCAACGAUACUCAUUUGUUUUGAACGCGAAUCAAGAGGUUGGCAACUACUGGGUCCGCGCCAACCCCGAUCUUGGUACUCUAGGAUUUAAAGGUGGUAUCAAUUCCGCCAUCCUCCGAUACUCUGGUGCCAAUAAUGUGGAACCCGAAACCAUGUCUUUCACGGGCGUAUUGAAAAUGAACGAAACCGAUUUGGUGCCCCUCGAAAAUUCCGGAGCUCCUGGGUCUCCCGAAGUCGGAGGUGUUGACUUGGCGCUUCACCUAGCCUUGGCUUUUAAAACCUCCGGAGCGUUCACGGUCAACGGAGCAUCAUUCGUUCCUCCGACAACCCCAAUUCUUUUACAGAUUCUGAGCGGUGCGCGGAAUGCUAAUAACCUCCUUCCCGAGGGUUCUGUCUACUCUCUUCCGGCGAACUCCACAAUCGAAAUUUCUAUGUCAGGCGGUGGAGGACAUCCGUUCCAUUUGCACGGUCACACCUUUGACGUCGUCCGAAGUGCCGGUAGUGCUAAAUACAACUAUAAGAAUCCUGUGAGACGAGACGUCGUCAAUGUCGGUAAUGCGCGCGACAAUGUUACGAUCCGGUUCACGACUGAUAACCCUGGGCCAUGGUUCCUUCACUGCCAUAUUGAUUGGCACUUGGAGGCCGGACUCGCAGUGGUUUUUGCAGAAGCUACAGAGAGCUGGAAAUCUACUAUUGACCCCACUGGUGUGUCCGACUCAUGA
This is a messenger RNA of Desarmillaria tabescens, 1521 nucleotides long. RefSeq names its product laccase lcc5. The transcript has 20 exons. The annotation marks the transcript as partial. The record is from RefSeq and is a predicted model, not a curated record. Gene Ontology annotation, molecular function: copper ion binding; oxidoreductase activity. NCBI's taxonomy places the organism in Eukaryota, Fungi, Basidiomycota, Agaricomycetes, Agaricales, Physalacriaceae.